UCCUCAACUCUCCUCUCCUCUCUCUCCACAGCAGCGCGUCUCUCACCACCGCGCCUUGGAUGCCGUGUGACCAGCAGCACUGAGAGCAGGAGAAAAACAUCCAGCACAGCAAAAAACAUAAAACCCAAACGAUGAGCUUCUUACAGAUACGACAGAAGCAAACCAUCAUUUGACUCCCGACCCCCCAACACCUUUGCCUUCGCUGCUCCUUUGCUGUAAAGCGCACCGCUUCAUCUUUACGGCCCUCCCCCCCAGCCUAUUGGCCCUCCAGUCCAGCGGGACCAUGAUGCUCAGCAGCUCUGUGGAGGUGCCCAGCCCGGGCGGUUUGAGCGGCCUUAGCGGGCUGAGCGUGGCGGCCCGUAACGUGGUGCGCUCCUCCAGCAUCUCAGGGGCCAUGUACAGCCUGGAUAAGAGUCCCAGCAGCGGGGGCCCGGACUCCACGUCAUUGGCUGGCAACAAGAAGCGGCGCUCCAGCCUGGGCGCCAAGAUGGUGGCCAUUGUGGGGUUGUCGCAGUGGAGCAAGAGUACACAGCAGCUCAACCAGCAAGACGGCGGGACGAAGAAGCUUCGCAGCACCAUCCGACGGAGCACAGAGACCGGCAUUGCCGUGGAGAUGAGGAAUCGGGUGACACGGCAGGGCAGCAAGGACUCAACUGACGGCAGCACCAACUCAAACAGCUCUGAUGGAACGUUUGUCUUCCCUACCACACGCCUGGGGCCCGAGAGCCAGUUCAGUGACUUUCUGGACGGACUAGGCCCCGCUCAGAUCGUAGGCCGGCAAACACUAGCUACACACCCCAUGGGGGAUGUCCAUGUAGGCAUGGUAGACAGAGGAGGGCAGCUGGAGGUGGAGGUCAACCAGGCCAGAGGGUUGACCCCCAAACCGGGCAACAAGAACAUACCAGCGACCUACGUGAAGGUGUAUGUGCUGGAGAAUGGUGUGUGCUUGGCUAAGAAGAAAACCAAAGUAGUGAAAAGGAAUCUGGACCCCACCUACCAGCAGGCUCUGUUGUUUGAUGAGAGUCCUCAGGGCAAAGUCCUACAGGUAAUAGUGUGGGGGGAUUACGGGCGUAUGGACCACAAGUGCUUCAUGGGAAUGGCCCAGAUCCUUCUCGAGGACUUGGACCUGUCUGCCACAGUCAGCGGCUGGUACAAGCUGUUCCCUACCUCCUCUCUGGCAGAUCCCAGCAUCGGACCCCUCACCAGACGCCUCUCCCAGUCCUCCCUGGAGAGCGCCACCAGCCCCUCGUGCACCUAGACACACCAGUACACACCCACAUGCACGGGCACAGGCCGGAGUCAUGCAGACACGGACACACGUACUGUAUAUACACAACGACUGUAAGUGCAAAGACAGGUAGGCAUACAUACACACACAACACACAAACACACCCAUCUGUGCAGGAAGACACAUCCUUCACCACGUCCACAUUCUCUCGCACACUGAUCAGUAUUUUAGUUUAGAAACAAAUCCAACUUGAAGUAGACUUAAUUUACCAGAAACAUGUAGCAUUUUUUUCCACCGUCCCAUUUCAACAUUUCCUACCAUGACACAGCAAAAUCUGCAUUCCAAGGUACCACCAGAUCGUGGCACGACUCAUCCCAGGGCCAUCCCGAUGCCAGUUUCUAAACUCUCUAUGCCAAACUAAGAAAAAAAAACUUUAUUUUUUAAAACCAAAGCAAUUGUUAUUGUUGUUAUUAUUACUAUAAAAGUCGUAGGUGAACUAGUAUACAAUAUAAAGUAUGGAUAUGUAGCAGAGUCAAUGACUUAGAUGUAAUGCAAAAAAACAAGAUACAUUGUACACACACGAGCUGAGAACGGCCAAACACGUAAACACACCUGGGCAACAGGCUUGGAUAUUCACAUAAUGGCUAUUAUGUGAGGUAGCAACACUGCUAUUCUAUAAUUUCCACAGGGCAGAGUUUAUAUAUAGAUAUACAUAUAUAUAAAUAUAAAUAGAUAGUUCAAUACUUAUUUGUGUUUACGUAUGUAUCGGCUGCAUUCUGCAUGUGUGCUUGCAACCCUUGUAGAGACAUUUUAAAGUGCUUCAAUCUUUUUAUUUAGCUUGCCUCGACCAAUGUAACGGGAGUAUAGGGCCACUUUAUUUUGCAAUGAGGAAAGAGCACUGCACUGAGUUAGGGAGAAGGAUGGUGGAGCGCUAUCAUCGCAAUCUGCAGAAGAAGAGAACAAAUUAGUCAGCCAGCUGCCCCAUUCGCUGAUGAACAACGUUUCUGAUCCUGCCUUCAUCUUUUAGAGCAAAAAGACUGUUGCACCACACAGGGCACUGAGCACAAAGGCUUUCUGGGAAAUGUGUCCAGCUCUAGUCUGGGGUUCUUGUGUUCCACAUCCAGGGGGUGCCACAGUCACACUCUCUUUCUCUGUAUACCAGCACCCAGACUUCUUUGAACUUCCUGUUGAUACCCCCUCUUUUUUUUCUUCCUAAUUGUUAAAGGAAGUAGGAAGCGUGCCUCUGUCUCUCACACGUGUGCACACAGCUGGUCCUACAACCUUUAAACCCUUUCUCUUUGGUCACCCUUCUCUGUCACACUGACUGUAACAAAAACAUGUUGUAAAUGUGUAUUAUCUAUAGAUAACUAGUGUUACUUUUCUAGCAGGUUGAUUGCUAACCUGCCAUAUACGGUAGUUUUACCCGUUUCAGGUGCAACUUGUCACUCUUCAUAUUUCCUUGUCAGGCAGCGUGUUUGUGUUUUAAGAUGGCACUUUACUGUAAUAUGUGUAUUAUGUUUGAAUCUCAAAGAUGCAGUAGUUGACCACCUGUUUAUUUAUUUUUAUUUGAUUUGGUCACACUGCGGUGUGCAUUUCGAAUCUUUGAAUUGAAUGCCAGCAUGGAAAUGUAACGAGUGUAUUUUGAAUUUCAGUGUAAAGGCCCACUAGGACAGCUGAAACAGGUCAAUUCUGCCACUGAUUUUCAACUUAAAGGUCCAGUGUGUAGGAUUUCAGGGGAUCUAUUAGCACAAAUGUAAUAUAAUAUUCAUAACUACGUUUUCAUUAGUGUAUAAUCACCUAAGAAUCGUUGUGUUUCCGUUAGCUUAGAAUGAGCCCUUCAUAUCUACAUAGGGAGCAGGUACUCUUCACAGAGUUCGCCAUGUUUCUAAAGUCGCCCAGAAUGGACAAACCAAACACUGGCUCUACCUUUAGCGUUUUUACGUUACCCGAAGGCCACCGUAUUUCUCCACAUGCUUGGAAAGGGAGGGGUAUUCAGUUCGUUGCAAUCUGCAACCUCACCACUAGAUGCUGCUAAAUCCUAAACACUGGUCCUUUAAAUCUGAGCAAUCAUAAUAGUAAUUUAUUUGCAAAAAACUUCAAUCUUUUACAACAUUAACUUAUUCAAAAACAUUUUUUUUGUGUGAGUAGGUACAUUUAAUUCUUAAAGAUCUAUGUCUUGAAGGAUAAAGACGUGUCCCAAUUUGUGUACUUGAUGUAUUUAAAUUUAUCCUUUUUUGAGGAAAAAAUAGCUUUUUCUUUUAAUGUUUACCUCACACAAUUACCAACGCAACUUUGUUCUUAGUAUUUGAAGCAUUGUAUUUGCAUUUUAAAUUGAAACAAAAAAGGUAGGACUGACCUGGCGGCUGUUCAAGUAAAAUGUGCAAUGGUUGAGUCUUCAUUGAUGGCAGAGGAGUAGCAGGGCAAACUGAGCUACUGGUGUUUCUGUUUUUUUUUUUUUUAGAUGAAACUUUCAUCAUUCUCUUCAGUGGUUCAGAGUGUUUUUGAAUCUGUUCGUCUUGGGACCAACACCAAACCUUGUGUGUGGAUAAAGACACCAGAGUCUUAUUUUAGUGUUAGGAGAGAUGACUGUCUCGUUAUAGGCUAUUAAAAGCUUGUGCGUG
Sebastes umbrosus (honeycomb rockfish) is the source of this 3849-nucleotide messenger RNA. RefSeq names its product regulating synaptic membrane exocytosis 3 (gene rims3). Gene Ontology annotation, molecular function: transmembrane transporter binding; small GTPase binding. Gene Ontology annotation, biological process: regulation of synaptic plasticity; calcium ion-regulated exocytosis of neurotransmitter; regulation of membrane potential. Bases 284 to 1258 code for a protein of 324 amino acids. The transcript is spliced from 7 exons. The record is from RefSeq and is a predicted model, not a curated record. Gene Ontology annotation, cellular component: presynaptic membrane; cytoskeleton of presynaptic active zone. NCBI's taxonomy places the organism in Eukaryota, Metazoa, Chordata, Actinopteri, Perciformes, Sebastidae.